Besnoitia besnoiti is the source of this 6084-nucleotide messenger RNA. RefSeq lists its product as uncharacterized. The transcript has 7 exons. Gene Ontology annotation, molecular function: protein binding. The record is from RefSeq and is a predicted model, not a curated record. Lineage: Eukaryota; Apicomplexa; Conoidasida; Eucoccidiorida; Sarcocystidae. Bases 1 to 6084 code for a protein of 2027 amino acids.
AUGGACUUCUCACAUCCUCUGCAUGCGCGGCUUCGGCCCCGCGCGAGCCCAGGGGGCGCUAGCUCGACUGGGGGUGUCCAGGAAAUCUACACGAGUCGGUAUCGAAUGAGCUACGGAUGCCAUUUUGCGGCCGCGACCGCGCACGACUCUUCAGUCUACGUGAUUGAGCACGACUUGAAGAUAUACCGGUUGCUGAACCCGCUGUCAGAGUCUGCGGAGCCAGACGUUGCAUGUGCCUCCGCGCUCGCGUCGCGAGAUGGACCUGCCUGUUGCGCUUACGGAGGGCGCUGCCCUUUCUGCAGCCCGGGGAGAGACGCCUCGCUGGCGGAAGCGAGACGCGAAGAGAACGAGAGGCGAAGGCUGAGAGGGGCGGGAGGCGAGCGACCGCGCGACGUUGAAGAACGAGGUCCGGUCGUGAUGGGCAGCGAAUGGAGGAAACAGCUGCUUGUGGAUGUCAUUCCCUAUCUGUUUUGCCACCACAGAAAGGAAUACUCCAAGAUCUUCACAGGAAAUAAACAGUUUGACCUUACGCGAAUGAAGGAGUUGCGUCGUUCGUGCUGCUUGAUGGCGAAUUCGUGCGACGGAAUGCUCUACUUGCUGCUGCACCACACGCUGUUUCGGAUCUCGCUCUCGGGGGUCAUGGCGCCGGUCGCGGACCUGGUGCAGGCUGCGACGAGUUUGCUGAGAGAGAAUCGCGCGGGACCGAUUCUCCUGGGGCCGCCCACGGCGUCGGAGGCUGAGGCCUCGCGGAGAGGAGGCCACGCGCGGCGGACGAGAGAGCAAUCGAGGGCGCGAUGCAGACGGGCGCACGCCUCAUGCCCGCACGGACACAGAGACUGCGCGGGAAGAGGCGAGAGGGACAGACGUGCCCUCAACGGGCGCGACCCGGGCGCGGCGAGACCCGAACGCGCGCUUCGGCCACGAGAGGGAACCUUCGAUGCGGCAGCCGGUCAAGCACCAGAGGCCUGGCGGUGCCCCCUGAGUUCAGAAGUCCAUGCGCCGCUAGCUGAGGCGACCAAAGAACGAGGGAGUGGCGCCCACCUCGCGACCCAGGCAGAGCCGAACGCAGUGUCUGGGGAGGGUCCGGACUCGUGUGCGUUUUCCUCUCUCUCCUCGCUCUCACAGUGGUCGUCUGCGUCCUCGAGCGCGGCUGAAGAUAGGGUCCCAAGGCCGCGCAAGAAGAAACAGUCCGACGCGGAGAGCGAGGAAGACUUCUUGUCAUCCAUGAUGUUCCACACGCGACUGGAUGGCGCGAGCCCCGACGCCCCGCUGGAGGUGGCUUCGUGUUGCAUCGAUGGACGCGGCUGGUGUUUUUUCACGAUUCAGGCAGGCGGCGACUCCCGCGCGUCCCCUCCGGCGACCGGGAGCUCCAGCCCCUCGCCAGACGGUCGCAGAGGCGAGCUAGGAAGACACGCCGAGAAACGGGAAAGCCUGCGAAAGCCAGACGGCGUCUUGCUCUGUCUCGACGCGGGCGCGGCGACACCGGUCAUUCGCCCCGUGUUUUUCCCGACGACCGUCGACCCGGGCCGCGUGCUGCUGCCCUCCGUCGCAGCUCAUCCGGUCGGCGGCAUCACCUGUGCGGUGGACCAAGCCGCGCGCACUGUCAAGACGCCGCAGGGUCGGCGGGCGGGCGCCACGUGGAGGUGGCGCUCGCGCAGAGGCCGCAGGCGAGCGGCGCCCGCGGGCGCGGUGCUGCACUCUCCGGACGAACGCCACACGCGGGGUGACGAGAGCCAACGAGACGGGGAGGGGUCACAAGAACCGCAGACGCGGGUGGAGAGACCGGGCGACGACCGCGGACAAGCGGGCGACCGCGACGACGGAGACACGGGAGACUGCGGGCAGCAGCUUGAGUCUGGCGGAGACGGUCGAGGCGAGAGGGCGGCUGGGGGAGCCGACGAGAGCGAAGCGGGCGACCCCAGAGACGGUGAUUCCGCCAGCGAAGGAAGAGACGAAGGUGUCGGUCAGGCUGGCGUCCCCCAGGGCGUCUUUGGGUGGGCCUUGGGAGGGGCGGGCGGCCCUUCUCUUCCACAGGGAAGCGACGAAGGCGCAGAGGUUGGACCUGAGUGCCGCCCGCCGCCGGAGCCGCGCCAGGGUUCUGCACCCGAGGGAAACGAAACCUGUGGAGAAGCGGAACGCGGCGAGGCUGAGGGUUGCCGCGGGGCGGAGGAGGGCUGCGCCUCCGAGGUUCGCGCGGAUUCGAGUGGGCCUUCGAUCGAUAGCGAGCUGGCCACGAGUGCCCUGUACGGAGUUGCCUCCUACUUCUUUUCCUCUGUCGCGUCUUCCUCCUACUCAUCUACCCCUCUGCUGGGGGAGUCUGUGCCAGCUUCGGCCGGUUCGCCUCCGUUUCAGCCUUCGCCAGUAGAGGCUUCCUCAGCACCAGAGGCCUCCCGAGAUAACAGGGAACUCAUUGGACGGGGUCGCAGCGAAAGCGAGACGGACGUGCGUGAGACGGCGAGCUCGCGAGAAGGCAACCAGCACGAAGACGCGGCUGGGGACGAAGAACAAGAAGAAGACGAGGGCGAGGCACAGCAGAGCUCAGAAGAUGAAGACGAAGAAAAGGAAGAGGAAGACGACAGAACGCGCAGCGACUGGUGGUUCUACCCCGUCGACGAGGACGAGCCGUGGAAUCUCGUGCCCAUGAUGCAAGUGAUGAACAACCGCGAGCUGCACGAGUUGGCUCAGCAGACGACGCUGAAUUUUGGAGGCAACCUCGAAAACAGCGUCUGCAUCUACGCCUUUGAUCGCUACAGCGCGUGCUGCUGGCUCCUUUGGCAGCCGGGCCGGUCGGUGCGGGACCACCGGAAAGGCGAUGCCGCCGUCAGCCUCGAGUGCGCCUACUUGAUUCAACUUCCUGCGGACCUUUACUGGCGCGAGGCGCAGCGGUGCCUGAUCGCACUGCGGGAGAAGCAGAGGGAAGCGCGGCGACGAGCGCGGCGCCGCGCGAAGGCGCAGAGACGCGCGCGGAGGACGGCUCGCGGGAGAGAAAGGCGCGAAGCGGCAGGACGAGCGCGCGGCGAGUCCGGCAGACGACAUGGUGGUAACGAGGGGGGGAGGCGUCUGACUCCUCGUGGGGCCUCGGCAAACGAGGAAAGCUCAAACGCCACCAGCAGCACUGCGAGUAGCACUUCGUCGGACGAGGAAGAUGAAGACGAGCCCUUCUUCUCGUCGGCUACUGCGGCGCUCUUUGGGCCACGUCUGUGCGACACUGCAUUCGUGUCCGGGGCAUGCACGCCGCCGCUGGAGCCGCGCUACGGCGGUGACAACCGGCGCCCCCCAGCCCCGGCACUCUUGCACAUUAUUGCGCAGGACGCGCGCCACCUGGAAGUCCGCGAGAUGUUUCCGACGUCCACCGGGCAUCUGCUGAUCAUGGCGGAGGCAGGAAACAAGCUCAAGCGGAGCAACCGGCCCCCCGUCCAGGUCGUCGGCCCCUUGCACCCUGCGCCGCCCGUGUCGAGGUCCGCUGGCGCACAGCUGGCGCCGGGCCUGGCCUCCGUCUCUUCGCUUUCCCAGAGCCUCGUCGCGGCUCGAUCCUCCACGACAAGCGUGUUGGGGUGGCGCGGCAGCAGUCCGCAGAGCGAACUCCUCGCCGCUGCCGGAGCCGGUCUCGGUCACCUGCCUCGCCGCUCAGAGACCUUCGGCUCCGCGUCCGGAUCCACGCUUCUUCCCGGGUCGACGUCGCUCUUCGCGUCCCUCUCGUCCACCCUGGCGUGGGCCGCUGCGCCAGCAGGGAUUUCGCCGGGAAGCGGCGAGGAGCCGGAAGGAGGCGCGGCUUCCGAAGUCAUGCGCGUAGCUUCCCUAUCUUCGAUUCCUUCGAGUCGCGUCCGCCGACUCGGCGGAGCGGGCAGCUCCACAGGCUCGGGGUCGCCUCCGGAGUCUGCGCUUCCCGUGGGUCGGGGGCGGUCGGCCCCGGGGGGCACGGGCGGCCCUGCAGCUGCUCGGAGUUCGGCGCUUGCUGCCACGUCCGCGGGGCUUCCACCCAUGAGGGCCGCAGGUGUUGCGACAGCUGGCAGCGCGCUUCUGCUGCCCCGAGCGUCCGACGCAUCACGCCUCCUCGUUCCGGGGACGUCUCCUGGCGUCGCGUAUCACCUCCAGCAGAACCACGUCAUCGCGGCCACGGCGGAGACGGGCGGGGACGACGGCGAGGAAGACUGCGACGCUGUGGUCCUGUUUCUGCUCGACGGCCUGCUCCGCUGCGAGGCCGAAUCUUCGGUGUAUUUCUCGGGCGUCCCGAGUCACGCAGCGGCAGCUGGCGAGUCGGCGGCGGGACCUGCAGGCGUAUGGCAUUCAAGCGACGCUGGGCGAGGGGAGAGUGGACGCGCGACGGGGUUUGGCAAGAAGUACGGAAAUCGACCGAGCAGGAGGGGGAUCGCAGCGAGCGCGAUUUCGUCAUUCUUGGACCCAUACGAAACGAGCAAAAGGGGCUACCAUGAGGCCACGGUGCGCCCCGCCUCAACAGCGGAGGGGCAUGGCCGCGCCGCCUUCUCUGUCAGCGUGUCGUCGUUAACUCGAGAUGUUGCCGGCAGCAGCGCUUGCAUGAGCUACCCACCACAAGACUCAUGCUGCUCUGCCGUCUCCUCAACUGCGUGGGCGGCGCCUUCCUUCACGCAACUAAAGAGUUCACUGUGCUGCUUCUGUUUUCUUCGCUGCCGGUAUCUCGGCGCCGGCACGCCAAAGGCGACCGCGUGGCGCGCCUCUGAAGACGCAUGCAGCCUGUGGGCCGAUGCCAUCUUCGCGUCCGCUUCCCACGCAGGCUCUGGGCCGCUGGUGCUCCACAAAAACUUUCUGGAUGUCGAAAUUUGCUGCUCCGACGGCGUGCGGCUUCCGUCGCACCGCGCGUUGCUGGCGGCGAAGAGUUCGUUUUUCGAGGCGAUGCUCACGGGGGUGUGCGCGUGGCGGGAGCAGGAGCCGCACGCGGACGCCGCCAGAGGAAGGAAAGACGGAAUCUGGUCUUUGAACCUCCCGAGCCACAGCAGCCGCGUCGUGGCGCCGAUCCUGCAGUACCUCGCCUCUGACAAACUGGUCAUUCCAUCACGCUGCUGUUGUUCACACUGCUGUCCGUUCGCCGAGGCUGAAGCAUCCGAAGGAGACGGGGCCGCCCGCCAGGGCAAGCCGCGUGGGAGCUGCUCAAGGUGCACGUACACGUGGCUCCUCGAGCUCUUCGCCUGCGCGCAGUUUUGUCUGCUUCAGUCUCUCCAGUUGGAAAUCGCUCAUCUUGCCUGCCGAUUCAUCAACAAGCACAGCGCCCUCUUUGCUCUCUGCAGCCCGUGGACAGCUGGUCAUCCCCGUCUGCUUCGCUUCGCAGCGCAGACACUCUUCCUCCAUUUUCCCUGCCCGUCUGCAUUCCUUCACUGGCCUUUUCGGGCGAGUGCGUGUGCGCUGGGCCUCGAAGAAGAUCUGGGUUUCGCGUGCGGCCGAACGAGACAGGAGGCGCAGGCUCUUGGCGACGGCCGCCGCAAGAGGGACUCAGGCAAACGCGAGCGCAGGAGAAGGAUGAAAGAAACACCUCUUGCGAUUCUGGCAAGCGCGCCGGUUUUCCCGCAUCUUUUCGGAGCUAGUAAUGCCUGGCUCAUGACAAGCCCAGCAUGCUCUCCCGUCGUCGCCCAGAUGGUGCAGCAGCUAAUCGCUGCGGGAAAGCCCCUGUGUCGACGUCGUUGCAGCGGGGGCUCGAAGCUGCCCUCGGUGGAAGAAGGACGCGAGGCCGCUGACGUGUCCCUCGCCAAGGCGACCGUGCUAUUUCUUUUUGGCUAUCGGCUCUGCCUUCCUGGCUACUCAUGUAUCUCUCCUCAGAUUCUUCUGUGUAUGCCUCAGCUCCACGAGUCCGCUGCAGAACAAUGCCACGGCCUGUGCCCGCUGCCCCCGUGGGCUGAUGAAGAUACGGUCGGAACACCCGAUCCUCUACACUGGCCGGGCAGACCGUCGGCACUGCACCAGCGUGAAGGCGACCGCGUGAAGCGUGGAGAGAGAGUUUGCCCCAGGAGUUUUGGCAUUGUGGAUAGGUGGGGAAAGGCGCUGGGGCUCACUAGGGAGGUGAGGAGACGAGUCGAGCGCGAACUCCAGGGGAUUAUUGCGGCUAUGGGCUAA